This is a messenger RNA of Macrosteles quadrilineatus (aster leafhopper), 585 nucleotides long. RefSeq lists its product as uncharacterized. NCBI's taxonomy places the organism in Eukaryota, Metazoa, Arthropoda, Insecta, Hemiptera, Cicadellidae. The coding region runs from base 1 to 522 and encodes 173 amino acids. The transcript is spliced from 3 exons. The record is from RefSeq and is a predicted model, not a curated record.
AUGACAGCAUCGGGUGUGUUAGUUUCCCUUGCAGCAUGUUUUCCAAUAGUUUUUGGUCAGUUUCAGUAUGGUUCCUAUUCAGGUGAAACUCAAGAAAUCGUCCCCUGCUACGGACAAGAGAUGACCAAUGGUUCAAUCCAUAUUGGAAGAAUACUGUACACUUCAGAACAAAUUUACAACAAUGAUCAGAUUUACGAGGGAACGUCCAGCAACCUGGAUUGCUCGUUUAACAGCCACAUUGCAAGUGACACAGUAGGGUUUGGACCGCGUCCCUACACAUGGACUAUUGACAGGAUUGAUCUUGUCUCCUCAGGUGGUGUGGAUUGCCUGGGCGGUGGAGUUGGGUAUCCAUGGUACAGGUUCAGACUUUACGGCCGGGUAUAUAUCGAGUACCAAGCAACCAUAUGGAUAACCUGGAGGGGACCUUCUGCUGAAGACAUGACCAAUCCUGCAUACCUGAUCCAAUGUGUCUUCGAGGAUACCAAUCAGCUGGCCUAUCCAGCCAACCCCAUCCUAUACUGAAUCAUCUAUAGUGUUAGGAAUCACUGUUUAUUUUAUAUUUACAAUUUAUGAGAAAUAUGUUAC